Heterocephalus glaber (naked mole-rat) is the source of this 4547-nucleotide messenger RNA. It is a transcript of the gene Spin1, whose product is annotated as spindlin 1. NCBI's taxonomy places the organism in Eukaryota, Metazoa, Chordata, Mammalia, Rodentia, Bathyergidae. The record is from RefSeq and is a predicted model, not a curated record. Gene Ontology annotation, biological process: gamete generation.
AGUGCUUCUGGUUCCAUAUGGUUUUGCUGAGCUUGUAAAAGAGACACUUGGAUGGUGGAUUAACAAGAACCCUGACGUUUUAUGGAAAGUAUCAAAUUGGAGAACACUGAAUUUUCACCCUAGUUCAGCAGCUCUGCUGCUCACGUAAAUACAGAUGAAUGAAGACCCCAUUCGGAAAGUCACCUGGCCAGCGGUCCAGAGCUGAUGCAGGUUGAGACCUGGAAAGCCAGAAGCAGGUCCUAGUGGGCUACAGACUCUCCCAAGGACAGGAAGCACACCAGAGAUCAGAUUCCUGAUGUUCUUAUGGAAGGGGUCUCUCCUUCAGAACAAUAACCACCUUCCAUUUCAUCCUCCCUUUCUGAAAGCCAAAGAUGUCAGCUUGAAUGGCCAUGCUGGAGUGUCUGCAAACAUGAUGAAGAAGAGGACAUCCCACAAAAAACAUCGGAGCAGUGUGGGGCCAAGCAAGCCUGUGUCUCAGCCCCGGCGGAACAUCGUAGGCUGCAGGAUCCAGCAUGGGUGGAGAGAGGGUAACGGCCCUGUCACCCAGUGGAAGGGAACUGUCCUGGACCAGGUGCCCGUAAAUCCUUCUUUGUAUCUUAUAAAGUAUGAUGGAUUUGACUGUGUUUAUGGACUAGAACUUAAUAAAGAUGAAAGAGUUUCUGCACUCGAAGUCCUCCCCGAUAGAGUUGCAACAUCUCGAAUUAGUGAUGCACACUUAGCAGACACAAUGAUUGGUAAAGCGGUGGAGCAUAUGUUCGAGACAGAGGAUGGCUCUAAAGAUGAAUGGAGGGGAAUGGUCUUAGCACGGGCACCUGUCAUGAACACAUGGUUUUACAUCACGUAUGAGAAAGACCCUGUCUUGUACAUGUACCAGCUCCUAGAUGAUUACAAAGAGGGCGACCUUCGCAUCAUGGCCGAUUCUAAUGAUUCACCUCCAGCAGAAAGGGAACCAGGAGAAGUUGUGGACAGCCUGGUAGGCAAACAAGUGGAAUAUGCCAAAGAAGAUGGCUCGAAAAGGACUGGCAUGGUCAUUCAUCAAGUAGAAGCCAAACCAUCCGUCUAUUUCAUCAAGUUUGAUGAUGAUUUCCAUAUUUAUGUCUACGAUUUGGUGAAAACAUCCUAGAUGUCAUCGUGAACUUUGCCAAAUUUGUGGAACUAUUAAAUGUAUAAUUUGUAGACAUAAAGACUUGAUUGCUUUCCAGUUUAAUGAAAGCUUAAAUGUCCCUGCGAACCCACAAUCUCUGCCAGCAGAACUGGUUUUGUUCUGAAUAGUACAGAUUGAUGUGAACACAAAGCAUUUUGUGUAAGGAGAACUUCUUCAUCUUAAAAGAAGUCUGUCUGUUGGGAGGGGAGUUACAGGCAAGUUUGGUAAAAGUUAAGCUAGUAUCAUAGUCAUUUAAAUCUGUAAUAGAUCUUAAUCAUUUCCCCCCUUCACUUUAACACCGUCUUAUUCUGCCACAAUGCAAGCAUAGUUUGGUAUUUUUGUUACUGCCUUUUUUUGAGAUAUAUGUAUCUGUAUCUACCUAUAUGUAUCCGUAUAUAUGUGCGCACACACACAGAGGCACACAUGCACACACACACCAUUGGCAGUCCUUUCCUCAUGGAUUGGGAUGGGGUGAUUCAAUUUUCUCCAGUUUAACCGGAGUGCUUGACACAAGUCGGUCAUGUUUAGGACAUUCCUGUUCUUCAUUUAAAAUUAAAUUGGGGGGCCAGGGACUUAGCUCGGUGGUUUCGGCCCCUGCCUCGAAAGCUCAAGGACCCGAGUUCAAUCCCCGGUACCAAAAAAUAAAUAAUAAAAUAAAGUUGGGGCACAGGAAGCACAUAGGCACGUUCAGUUACUUUGAAAAUCAGGAGUUCAGAACACCUAUUUUAAUCUGGAGGCUUUAAACUGUAAGUCCAAAUAUGAAUUACUUAUGAACAGUUCAUGACCCACAUUUGGUUGACUGGUGAGAAAUCUGGGUAAAAGGCUGCCUUUAAUUCUAAACUUUAUAAGUUGUUUUGUUUACAUUUAAUUUUAAAUACUUUUUAGCUCAGUCCAGGUCCUUUGUUCACUCAGAAUAACAUAGGUGUGUCUUGGAUGGCACAUUUGGCCCAUUACUUAUACAAACUAGUAAUCGAUUUUAGUUCAUGGAUUUAAAAGGCAACAGUACAUCAAUGGCUUGUGUGUAUGUGGUGAGUUCCUGGAAGAACAGUGCUUUUGUAUUUAAAAUGUAAGUUUAAGAAUGGCAUUGUUGCCUUCUAAUAUGUUCUCUGGAACUGUUUUUUGGUUUUGUUCUGUUUUGUUUUUCUGUUAUUGCUAGUAUAUAAUUAUGGUCAGAAGGCCUCUUUUCUCCUUCCCUAUCCCUUCCCCCCAGCUUUGCCCCACAAAAAAGGUCUGGACAUAUAACAAACAGCUCAGUCUUUUGUGGUAGUACAAGUGUGUGUUCUUGCCCCGGGGGCACUGUUAAUGUGGGUUCAUUUCCUCCAGUGGCCCCUGGGGUUUGCAUGUCAAUGAUACGUUGCCAUAGAAGACCUACUUAUCCAUGUUGGUUUGCCAGUGUAAUAGCAGGCCCUCACCAGAGUCUUUUGUGGGUUAUUCCUGUAAGGUUGUUCAAAACUGAAAUAGAACCACAAGUUGGUUUGACAACCAGGAGAAAGGUGGCAUUGGAAACCAGUCUUGUAGAGAUGGGAAAUCUGACCUGUGGUUUGCACAGAGCCUGCAUGGGCUUGCUGUCUUAUUAAACAUCAGAGGUUUGGAUUUGAAGUCCUUGCGAUGUCUUUGGGGGCUGUCCUUUAUGUUAGCAAUCAUUCCAGUUUAGGGCCUCACAAUGUAUGGUUUGCUUGAUGCCCAUUUUUGCCUUCCUGAAGACUUGUGCCUUGUGCUUUUGGAUGGUAAUGACUGCUCACCAUAUGAUCAUAGUACAUCAAUUCUUUGUCCCCAGCUGUAGUGGUCCUGUGCCCAGUGCUUCACCAUGGGCAGCUUCACCAAGGGGCGACCUCAAAGCAGUGUGAUGCCCCAGUCAUAGAUGCUUCUUGUGUGUGUGAACAGGUGUCGUCCUGCAGAUCUGCUGUCUGUUUCCCUGCAUGUAAAUCUCAGAGCUGAGCCUGGCUCCCAGAGCCCAUACUGACAUGUGGCACGAGAGAUGGUGAGUGUGUCCAGCAUGCACAGAGGUUGUGCAGAAUGUGGCGCAGUGACUUCAGGCUGAAAAUAAAGCUCCUUUUAAAGUAUCCCAAGGGUUGGGUCAAUUGAAACAUUUCUAGCAUUACCUAAUAACUUGCAUUGUGGUUUUUCUGCAAGCAACUUUAGCAACUUUUAAUAUACCCAUAAUCUCCCAGUCUCUAGAGGAAUGCAACAUGGUGAUGAUUUUAAUCAUUGUUCCAUUUAUUGCCUUUUGGGCUGAGGGAAGGGGAAGGGUUUUUUGUUGUUGUUAUUUUUCCAUCUUUUUUUCCCCAUUCUUUUUUCUUUUGGUGACUUACACCUCAUUUAAUGCUGUGACUAAUUCUGCUCCAGAGCCCAUGUGUCUUGGGCUUCAUUUUAGGCUCAUGUUUCAGACCUGCAUGCAAUGCUUGCAUUUUUCUGGUAUCUGAAUGUUGGUUCCUGUUCUAGGAAUUCAGCAUUAAUUUCCAAAAUUAUCAUGGGACUUGUGACAACACAAGACAUGAAUCUAUGUAUAAAAUUUAUUGGCCUUUCAUUUACCUGCUCUAGUAUUGUAUUGUGUGUGCGUGCGUGUGUGAUGUCAGGCUGCCACGUAAAACUUUCAGAGAGAACCUUAAAAGCAGACCAUCCUUUUUUGCAUGCUCUAUUCUAAGUAGAAUGUUCAGUGUAACUAAAAUUGCAUGUUAAAGAUAUUUAGGUUUUUUUUGUUUUCUUUUUAAUUUUUAUUUGUUUUCAGUUUCCUGUAUAUUUGCUUACUGUGCUGUUCUAGUGGUUGUAGGAUAAAAAUGCACUGGUGAAGCAAAUGUAGUGCCAACAGAAGGUGAUUUUUCCCGUUGUAUAUGUCAUGCAGCAUUUGAAGGGACUGUGCACUGUUUAAAAAUCACAGUUACUUCUAAACCAGAUUUCAUUUCUAUUCUUGUUUUAUGUGCCAAAUCCUUGAAGUGCAUUGGGCUUGAAUCUCUGAACACUGUAGACCCAUCAGAAGACUGUUCUGAUUGUCACAAAUUGUAGUGCCUGAAAACACUCUUAAGAUGAUUGUCUUAAAAAAUGAAAGUUCUCCAAAGACAAAAACAGAAACAAUUAUUAUAACAAAUUGAUUAUGGUUGAAAUAUCUGUGGUUCCUUGGAAAUGCUGCGCUCUUUGUAUUUUCCAUCAUUAGUGCAGUUUGGAUGAAUGUGUAUAGUUCAGAGGUCUUCGUGUUCACAUUUUAAAACUAGGUAAAUGACCUCAUCUUUUGAGCUUGAAUUCAUUUUUAAUUUUAAUUUUAUUUUAUACAAUGUGUAGAGUUUCCUGUUCUUUGCAUUUAGAAGUAUACACAAUAUAAAUCUGUUAAUUCUGUAAGUAAUUUUUAUAAUUAUGAUGUAUCUCUAUCCUAUCCUUAAAACAUUUAAAAUAAACCCUUUAUGUGCAA